AUGGGGUUUCAGGCACCUACCAGUUAUACAAACCCCGCGAAUUGGGGCUUUCAGUACUCCUCAUCGACAACGGUGACGAUAUCGGUGGAACUUGGUACUGGAGCCGGUACCCUGGCGUAUUAUCCGACGUCCACUCGUUUAUGUGUCGGUAUUCCUGGGACAGGGAAAAUCUUCUGGAAAAUUUGGCACUUGACACAGCCGGAGGUUCAAACCUCUCUCAGCCAUGUUUUCGGCCGGUAUAGCCUUAGGAAGCCUAUCCAAUUGCGCACAGAUUUUCUUGGCGGAGAUUUUGAUGAGAUUAGGGACGUCUUGACUGCGAAAACCCUCGAACGGGGGGACACACUAAUGGCGCAAUGCUUGAUCGCUGCUCUAGCCGGACGGCCUGGGAACUAUAUACCGGACAUCAAGGGUCUGGAAAUGUUUAAAUGUGGAGUCUAA
Molecule: messenger RNA, 438 nt
Organism: Pseudomassariella vexata
Lineage: Eukaryota; Fungi; Ascomycota; Sordariomycetes; Amphisphaeriales; Pseudomassariaceae
Exons: 1
Coding region: 1-438 (145 amino acids)
Source: RefSeq, a predicted model, not a curated record